Messenger RNA from Hevea brasiliensis (rubber tree), 1134 nucleotides. RefSeq lists its product as uncharacterized. The transcript has a single exon. Bases 84 to 1034 code for a protein of 316 amino acids. Lineage: Eukaryota; Viridiplantae; Streptophyta; Magnoliopsida; Malpighiales; Euphorbiaceae. The record is from RefSeq and is a predicted model, not a curated record.
CCCACCCACCACCAAAGAAAACUUUUGAUUUCUUUAACAAGAAUCCUCCAAUUGCUCAGUGUUUAAGCUUGCAAGUGAGAGGCAUGGAGAUGGAGGAUAACCAUAUCACACACUAUCAGCAGUUGGAGGUCUUUGAUAUUCUCAAAGAAGCUCUAAAAAUCACUGGCAAAAACAUCAGCUUCUUAAUCAUCACCUUGUUUGCAUCUCUUCCUCUGUUCUUCUUCUCAGUUUACUAUGAAAUUUUGCUCCAAACAACUCUGGUUGAAGCCAUAAAGAUUCUAACACCACCUCCAGGCUACUACAACUACAAUUGGCCAAUCCCAGCAUACAUAACCAAACAACUGCACAAUAGCUUUUCCUAUAAAUUGAUUCAGCUACUUCUCCUUUCUAUUGUCCCCCUUCAUCUCCUUAAGGUGAGCACUGUGUUUCUGAUUCUUGAUUUGGCAUCAAAGAUAUAUACAGAAAAAAGAUCAAUGACCCUCAAAGAGAUGGUGAACAGACCAAUUCGAAAAGGAAAGUUGAGAAGUGCUUUCAUUACAUCAACGUAUGUUUUCUGCUUGGCAACUUGCACUGAACUUGGAUUGACAUGGUUAGUAACAAACUACUAUGUCAUAUGGAGGAACACUGUUUAUGGUGCAUUUUUUGCAGUAAUUUAUGGGUUGGCUUUCGUACUGCUACUAACAAAAUACUUAGAAUGGAGUGCUUUAUGGAAUGUCAGUAUUGUGAUAUCAAUUUUGGAGGACAAAGUACAAGGGGCUGAAGCAUUUGCUCUAUCAGCACUUCUAAUCAGGGGCAAUAAGCAACAGGGUCGUCUCUUGAUGCUUCUUGUCUUUGCUUGGGGGCUAGUUGUAAGGUUGCCAUGCCUGUGUGUUGGAUGCGAUCAAGGCGGGAAUGGAAUUUUAGUUCAAAUGAGCUUGUAUUGCAUUGGGAAUGUGACAAACUGGUUGGCCUGCUUAGUUUAUUUCUAUGAUUGCAAAAGGCAGAAGCUGGAGAAGAAAGAUGAUCAAGAAACAGGAAAAUUAGGUGAGAAAUGAUGCUGCAAUGUUGUUCAUUACCAGGUUACUUUGUUUACUUCCAUAUCAUAUCUCCACAAGUAUGCAGUGAUUAGUGAAUUAUCAAUAACUACUAAACCAA